AUGCACUUGCCUGGCGCAGUUGUGGCUCACCCUCCGUAUCACCCUCCGCCAGUGUGGCUACCCUAUUGUGUACAACUGCUGCUAGCAUUCUACGUCAGCAUCUCUCUCGGACAACCUGCCGGCGCCAGUCCCGUCGACACAUCCAUCUCUGUCGUGCGCCAGCUUUCUCCCACACCUGUCAAGCCUGUCAGCGCCAGAUUCUAUCCGGCCGCAAAUUUUGAUCUACACUCUCCCCUCCCUCAAGCGGAGUCGGACUUGGGUUCCGGCAAUCUCCGUCCCAGUCCCAUGGAGCAACUCAACACUACCUGCUUCCCCGAAUCCACUGGCCACGAUAUCUUCAAUUCUUGA
Messenger RNA from Alternaria burnsii, 348 nucleotides. RefSeq lists its product as uncharacterized. The record is from RefSeq and is a predicted model, not a curated record. The coding region runs from base 1 to 348 and encodes 115 amino acids. The transcript has a single exon. Lineage: Eukaryota; Fungi; Ascomycota; Dothideomycetes; Pleosporales; Pleosporaceae.